UAAGAAAAAGUAUGGACAGUGUGUAAUCAUGUGAUCAGCAUCCCGUGCAUUUAAAAGCCCAUGCUAAGCGAUUGUCUGGCUUGCAUUUUGCCUGAAUAUUCACUACCCAGCCAUGACAAGUAACAGCCAAACGGAAAAGUUCCAGCUACACGUUCCGAGUCUAGAGGAGUUAUGUGAAGUUUUGGAGAGUGGUCUAAAACAAAAUUUUGCUGAUGCAAAAGUGUCUGUCACCGACUGCCCAGACCUUACCCAGGAACCAUUCAAGUUCCCUGUAAAAGGUUUGUGCGGUAAACCUCGGAUAACAGAUGUUGGUGGCGUGCCUUAUCUCAUUCCAGUGGUUCAGGUGGAAAAGAUCUAUAACAUGAACGUGGUGUCCAAGGAGUUGGAGCUACCUGGUGCAUUUAUCAUCGGAGCUGGUGCUGUCUCUUCAAAAACAGCUGGCAUGAAUGCUGAGUUAAUGCCCCUGGUGCUAACUGAAUCUGAAGGGAAGCCUGCAGUAAAUGCUAGCUACUUUUCCUCCGUCAAUCCAGAGGAUGGAAAGUGUCUACUUGAAAAGUACAGCGACAAGUUCCACGAUUGUGACUUUGGACUUCUGGCUAACCUGUAUGCAUGUGAGGGGAAAUCUGGGAAGGUCAUAGAGGUGAGAGCCAGCCAGAGAACAGGACAGGACAGUCUUGUGACAUGCAUGAGAAAAGCAAUGGAACAGCGUUAUCCUGAUAAAAGUUUGGCCCUGGGUGGGACUUUCAUCAUCCAGAAAGGGAAAGCAAAGAUCCACAUCAUGCCACGGGAGUUUUCGGCCUGUCCUUUGCAAUCUGAGGAUGACGUUAACAACUGGCUGAAGCACUACGAGGUCAGCGCUCCAUUCAUCUGCCAGUCAGUGAUGGUGUCCAGGGACCCAGGUUUGGACCUUCGCGUGGAGCACACGCACGGCUUCAGUCACCAUGGUGAGGGUGGACAUUACUACAUUGACACCACUCCUGAUACUGUGGAAUAUCAGGGGUACUUCCUACCUGCGGAGUUCAUCUACCGCAUCGACAGGCCCAAGGACACUCACAAGAUUGGUAGAGAUUGAGUAUGAUAAAAAUCUGACUUCAUCAUCAUCUUCAUCAGUUGAUUGAACAUGUAGUCACUAUACCCUUGAGAAUCCAUGUAACGUUAUUUGUUUAGAUUUGAAAACAAAUUAUGAAGUAACAAGUCAAUAACAAAUUGCUAGACUGGUUCUGAAGCACUUUUUAAAAGUACUUUUUGUAUGAUUCAGUUAUCUUUAUACUGGUAGAUGAAAGGGGAUAACUGCAAAUAAAAACAAUUUCACAGCCUUGA
Clupea harengus (Atlantic herring) is the source of this 1320-nucleotide messenger RNA. RefSeq names its product beta-keto-L-gulonate decarboxylase (gene bkgd). Gene Ontology annotation, cellular component: nucleus. NCBI's taxonomy places the organism in Eukaryota, Metazoa, Chordata, Actinopteri, Clupeiformes, Clupeidae. Gene Ontology annotation, molecular function: zinc ion binding; hydrolase activity, acting on ester bonds. The record is from RefSeq and is a predicted model, not a curated record.